AUGGAGAUGGAGAUGGAGGACACCAAGGCCGCCCCGCCGCCACCGUCCGACCUCGACGUCACCGGGGACAAACGCAAGAGGGACGACGAUGCAUCCUCCUCCGUUGCUGGUAAGGAUGCCCAGCACCCGAUGUGGAAGACCAGCCUCUGCUCCUUCUUCCGCCGCCCCGCCGCUGAUGGCUGCAGCCACGGUGAGUCCUGCCGCUACGCGCACUCCGAGGAGGAGCUCCGCCCGCGCCCCGACGGCACGUGGGACCCCACCUCCGACCGCGCCAAGAAGCUCCGCAAGGUCGCCGACGAGGUCGACGAAGAGCCGGUCACCGUUGACGACAGCGCCUUGGACAAGUGCCUCGUCGGCCUCCCGAGGGGCUGGGCCUCCGACAGGCUCAAGACCUUCCUCCAUGACAAGGGAGUCUCAUAUGCAACAGCAAAGAAGAAGAAGGGAAUGACUGUUGGUUUUGUGACUUUUGAAAAUAUUGAACAGCUGAAGAAUGCUAUUGAGGUACUUACGGAGAACCAAUCUGGUGGAAAAGAAAUAAAGAUAGCAGAUGCCAAUCGUAGGUCUCAUCAAAAGUUGAACACAGAAAGGCCUGUAUCUGACAAUGGAGUGGCAACAGAAAAUGGUACUAGUGUUGAUAUUCCUCCAGGGGGGACAUCUGCACCUGAAGCAGCAAUAUCAAGUAAAAAAAGUGUCCGUGAUGCAGUUACUCCCCUUGCCCAUAUGCCUUAUAAUGACCAGCUAGAGCACAAAAAGAAUAAUAUUGCACAGAUACUGAAGAGACUUACUCGCAAUGCUAGGAAAGCUUGCCCAACUGCCAUUCCCCUUCCAGAUUGGGUUUUUAAAUCCAAGGAAAUUGGUGGCCUUCCUUGCAAGCUUGAAGGCAUUCUGGAGUCCCCAGUGAUUAAUGGAUACCGUAACAAGUGUGAAUUCUCUGUGGGAUUUUCUUUGGAGGGAAAAAAGACAGUUGGAUUUAUGCUUGGAAAUUUUAGGGAAGGUGUGACUGCUGUUGAAGAACCUGUGGACUGUCUAAAUGUCUCAGAAAUUUCCUGUAAAUAUGCUUUGAUGUUCCAAGACUUUCUGCAGUCAUCAAGCUUGCCUGUGUGGAACAGAAUUGAUAAUUGUGGAUUUUGGCGUCAAUUCACGGUUCGGGAGGGAAGAUGUCCUGAUGCACAGAAUGCAGAAACCCAAAUAUCAGAAGUCAUGCUUAUUGUGCAGGUUUGCUCCACAGGUGUUGAUGAGGCACUGAUGAAAGAUGAAUUUGACAAGUUGACUGUUGCCCUGGAACAAGGAGCAGCAACAUGCUUACCUCCGUUGCCUCUAACAACUAUAGUAGUGCAAGAUCACAAAGGAAUUUCAAAUGCUGCACCAGCCGAUUGUCCAUUGAUCCCACUAUUGGUGCCAAAGGUAGAUCAAUCAGAAGGUACAGUGGACAAAACAAGAAUCCAUGAUCACAUCAGCAGUCUGAGGUUCUCCAUAUCGCCAACAGCAUUUUUUCAGGUUAAUACUCUUGCUGCAGAAAGGUUAUAUACCCUUGCUGGUGAUUGGGCCAAUCUCAAUCUGGGGACAUUACUUUUUGACGUAUGCUGUGGAACUGGAACAAUUGGAUUAACUUUAGCGCACCGUGUUGGGAUGGUUGUUGGAAUCGAAAUGAAUGAAUCAGCAGUUUCUGAUGCUCAGAGAAAUGCGCUCAUUAACGGUGUAAAAAAUUGUCGCUUUGUCUGUGGGAAGGCCGAAGAUGUGAUGGGGUCUCUUCUCACUGAAUAUCUUGGUUCGCCACAGCAGGACAUUCCUGUUUCAGAAGGUGAAGUGAGUGGUUCAGUGAAAGAUGAGGAAGUAAUUGAUGGUUCUCAGAGAAGUGAAAAUAUGGACAGCUCAAAGGAGAAAAAUGACAGUGGUGAAAACCAGGAGCUCAGGGAUACACCACCUGACUGUCCUGCUGUGAUAGAUGAGAUAAAAGGGAAUUCCAGUUAUAGGGUUAGCAAUGGGUUGGAAGGCAGCCACGAUGAAUACAAAGAGCCUGUUGGAGAAGAUACCUGUGGGGAAGCAUCAUCGAUCAAUGAGUCUGUUGACCUGAAAGUAUCUGACAGUUUGGAGGACAGCAAGACAUGUCAUGAUGGUUCUUCCAUUCCUAAUAAUGAUGUGACUGCAACUACUGCAUGUCAGUUCCAGGACAUCGUUGCUAUUGUGGAUCCUCCUCGUGUUGGACUUCACCCUACCGUGAUCAAGGCAUUGAGGACUCAUCCACGAAUUCGACGUCUAGUGUAUAUCUCCUGCAAUCCAGACAGUCUAGUUGCCAAUGCGAUUGAGCUGUGUACCCCAUCGUCUGAGAGACAAGAAAAGAACAAAGGCAACCGGGGGUGGCGAACCAUGAGCAGCGCCGGUCUUGCAAGGCAGCGCACAAAAUCAAUGCCCAAUUCUGAACCUUUUGUUCCCAAGAAAGCCAUGGCUGUUGAUUUGUUCCCCCACACCUCGCAUUGUGAGAUGGUUAUGCUUUUCGAGAGGUGAACAGGUAGCCCAGCUCAUCGAAUCCUUGCUGGAGAUUUUGAUCUCUGUUGAAAUUUCAUCGGUAUGUUCAUCCUGUUGUAUGACUUAUUUGACCCAGAAGCCAUAACAAUUGAUUGUUGCUGCUGGAACUUCAUUUUUCAUGUUAAAUGGAUACUAGUAUAUGGAACUCAAACAGGACCACAACCACAAAGUAUGCACACUGAAAGCUGAAACUUAACCUGUGAUCUGCAUCUGCCAUAACUACAGCUUUGAUGUAUUGGUAAUAUUGUCAGAGAAAAACCGUACUUUGGUACAGGACGCAGUGUUUGCCCCAGCCAUGGCAAACAACAGUACUAGUAGUAAUAGAUAUGCCCAGAUUGCAAUCUUGUGCAGAGAAGAAGUUUAUUGGCUGCAUUAUGAUGUAAAAGAGGGCCUACAUACAAACACUAAUAAAUAUCUAAAUGCAUGGAGAUGGAGUCCAUUUCUUUUGUGGUGCCCACUAGACGAGAAAGCAAUGGCAAUGGCAGUAGCAAUAGCUAUCCCAUCCCAAAGAUGAG
Molecule: messenger RNA, 3041 nt
Organism: Oryza brachyantha (malo sina)
Lineage: Eukaryota; Viridiplantae; Streptophyta; Magnoliopsida; Poales; Poaceae
Product: zinc finger CCCH domain-containing protein 24
Exons: 14
Coding region: 1-2505 (834 amino acids)
Biological process (GO): RNA processing
Molecular function (GO): nucleic acid binding; RNA methyltransferase activity; metal ion binding
Source: RefSeq, a predicted model, not a curated record